AUGCCUUCACAAGUCCUGACCCCAGAUGCGGCUGAUGUUAUUCAAGAUGAGAUUUUUCAGCUAGAAAAACGUCUUCAGGAUGCUAAAGCGCGUCUCAACAAAGUCCUGCCUUCGCCACCCCUGUCUAUGGCUACAGAGCCUCAUUUAGCCUCGACAACUCAUUUUCUACUUCUUCUCUCAGACUCGGCACUUCCAUUAGGCUCAUUUGCCUUUAGCAGUGGUCUCGAGUCUUAUCUUGCUCACGAACCGCGUGCCUCAGCAUCAUUUGCCUCCUUUCUUCCUUCAUCCCUUUCAUCGUUCGCCGCGACAACGCUACCCUUUGUCCUAGCCGCGCACCGCGACCCGGAGUCUCUUCCUCAGUUAGAUGAUCAGCUCGAUGCCGCUAUCAUUUGUACUGUUGGUCGACGUGCGAGCGUUGCGCAGGGUCGUGCGCUGCUAGGAAUAUGGGAGCGGUCAUUCCGUGCCAGCUGCCCAGAUGUUGAUGGGCAGCCAUUGAGGGAAUUUGCAGCGAUGUUAAGGUGCGAAAGUCAGAAGGAAGUGCCUCUGGUGUCUGCGCAUCUGGCGCCGCUGUUUGGUGCGAUAUGCGCGCUUGUGGGACUAGGUUUGCGACAGACAGCAUAUGUCUUUAUGCUCAGUCAUGUUAAGGCGUUGAUAUCUGCUGCGGUGAGAGCCAGUGUCUUUGGUCCCUAUCAGGCGCAAAAGGUAUUGGCUGGGCAGCAAGUGCAGAAGAUGAUCGACGACAUGAUCGAUCGAGAGUGGAAUACUCCCGUUGAGGAGGCUGGGCAAACCGUGCCUCUAAUGGAUUUAUGGAUUGGACGGCAUGAAACAUUGUACUCUAGAAUUUUCAACAGCUGA
Fusarium tjaetaba is the source of this 855-nucleotide messenger RNA. RefSeq names its product urease accessory protein. The record is from RefSeq and is a predicted model, not a curated record. Lineage: Eukaryota; Fungi; Ascomycota; Sordariomycetes; Hypocreales; Nectriaceae. The transcript has 2 exons. The coding region runs from base 1 to 855 and encodes 284 amino acids. Gene Ontology annotation, molecular function: nickel cation binding.